Messenger RNA from Salvia hispanica, 769 nucleotides. The record is from RefSeq and is a predicted model, not a curated record. NCBI's taxonomy places the organism in Eukaryota, Viridiplantae, Streptophyta, Magnoliopsida, Lamiales, Lamiaceae.
UCAUGGGGCGGUCGCCUUGCUGUGAGAAAGCUCACACCAACAAAGGUGCUUGGACUAAGGAUGAAGAUCAACGCCUCAUCAAUUACAUACGAGCUCACGGCGAGGGGAAUUGGCGCUCUCUCCCUAAAUCUGCAGGAUUGCUGAGGUGCGGAAAGAGCUGCAGGUUGAGAUGGAUUAAUUACCUGAGGCCUGAUUUGAAAAGGGGGAAUUUCAGUGAAGAAGAAGAUGAGAUCAUUAUCAAACUCCAUAGUUUGUUGGGAAAUAGAUGGUCUCUUAUAGCAGGGAGAUUGCCGGGAAGAACAGAUAACGAGAUCAAAAAUUAUUGGAACACGCACAUCAAACGCAAGCUUAUUAGCAGCGGCGUGGAUCCGCAAACGCACCGCCCUAGAAGUUCAGGUCCUCCGUCCAAGGACAACUCGUCGUCGGCGCACGACAGUACCACGACGGAGGAGGAGAGCUGUGUGGAUUUGGAGCUGUCGAUUGGGCUGCCUUCGCACUCGCACUCGUCUAAGUAUAUGAAGAGUGCUUCUUCCUCCUCAGCUGAGUCUAAGUCGAUCCACGACUUCUUGUGGCCUUUGGGUUUUUAGAAGGGUAUUGGAUUAUAUUUAAUGAUUGUUUAUUGUAGAGUUUUUUUUUUAAUGUAAUUUAGAUAUUAAUUAAGGUUUUAUUACACAAUUCAAGUUAAGCAUUAUUCUAGCCCUGAAUUAUGUUCAGGUUAAUAGUAUUUAAUUAAAUAAACAAGUAAUCAAUUCAUUUUGUUUUCUACCUA